This is a messenger RNA of Brugia malayi, 1236 nucleotides long. RefSeq lists its product as uncharacterized. The transcript has 9 exons. Lineage: Eukaryota; Metazoa; Nematoda; Chromadorea; Rhabditida; Onchocercidae. Bases 1 to 1236 code for a protein of 411 amino acids. The record is from RefSeq and is a predicted model, not a curated record.
AUGGCCGACAAUCUUAAUUUCCACACAACGGAUAAGCAACAGUUUAAUGUAGUACCACCACCACCGUUAGAGACAGCUGAAAAAGAAGUACAAAGUCGUUUUGAACAAAGUUCAUCAAUUUGUCACUUUGAUGACUUGCCUGAGGUAACAGAAAAUGCCGUACGGGAAGCAUUGCGAAAUGAGGCCAAACGUCACAAAUACUGGAAAGCUAGUGCUGUCACAAAAAUGACAAUUAACCGGAUUGACAAUAGUGCCUGCUUGCAUUAUGCAAUGGAAAGCUUCACUGAAAUGCGAAGUACGAACAAAGCAGUAGAAGGUGUCACACUUGGACAGUUUUUGCAACAACAACAAAGUACGUCUGGCUCUCCGAAUGCAGGUUUAAAUCCAUGGGAUUAUGCGAUGGAUCCACCUGAAGAUUUCGUCGAACAGGUGAAAGUGUUGGAAAUGCCAGGCACAAGUGAGUUGAUGGCUUGUCAUUCUUGUAAUGCGGAAGGCCUGACACACUGCUUUCAUUGUCGUGGCUAUGGUACUGAUAAAUGCACCUGUUGUAGAGGAACGGGUAUGAAAGCAGGAGUUGCUCAUCCAGCUAUCUAUACUCAUCCAAUGGUUGCUGCCUUUCCCCAUUCGGAUUUGAGUCGAGGUUAUCCAAGUUCAGGUACUGCAGUCGUACGGCCUCCAUCAGGAGGUUUGGCAUAUGGCGUAGGUACACCAGUUCAUUUUAUGACUCGAGCUGGGGUUCCGCCGCCCGGUAUUGGCCAUCAUGACUUGUGCCACUUCUGUCAAGGUCGUGGUAUACGAGAAUGUUCUCGUUGCAAAGGACAUGGAAAGAAACCGUGCUCAGCAUGCGGCGGAAACGGCAGUAUACGGACUUACAUCAAACUACGAGUACAGUUCGCCGUUGAACACAGUGACUACUAUAGUCCUUGCGAAAUACCCGAGAAAAUGCUGUCAAAAGUUGGUGGGCAGGUGAUUAUGAGUGAAUGUCAGCCAUACAUCUUGCCUCUGAAAAAGUAUCCCGUACAGCAAAUCAAUGAAAUAAGCCGGCAGAUGUGUGCAGCACAUUUGCAAAAGUGCAUCGGUAGAUGUCGCAUAAUAAAGCAACGACAUCUCUUGGAAGCAAUCCCAGUGGCUAAAGUAUACUAUCAGCUUGGUUCACGUGAAGGAAUAUUUUGGAUAUACGGAGUUGAACAUUAUUGUUAUGUACCACAUUAUCCAUCGAAAUGUUCUCUGAUAUGA